This is a messenger RNA of Paramecium pentaurelia, 1044 nucleotides long. Lineage: Eukaryota; Ciliophora; Oligohymenophorea; Peniculida; Parameciidae. The record is from the annotation of a GenBank genome assembly.
AUGAUACCAAUUUUGAGUAAUUCAGAUAUCAAGUAUUACGAUUCUACUAUCACAUUAAAAAAAGAUUAAAUUUCUCAUGCAAUUGCAAUCAAUACCGAAAAUUCUUAUUUACUAAUUUCUUGCUAAUCAUACAUUGAAAUUUAUAGAAUUUAUGAAAAGUAAUUAAGAUUAAUACAGCAAAUUAAUUGUCAUAAAAGAAGAGUAUCAAGUCUAUGUUUUUUUAAAUCAAAUAGAUUAUUUAUUUCGGGAUCUUUUGAUUCAUACAUUAUAUUAUGGUCAACAGCUUUGAUAAAUAGGUCAAAAUACUUAUAAAAAUUUAUAGGACAUACUUAAUCUAUCUCAUGUAUAUUAACACGUCCAAUUAUAGAGGAUUUAAUUAUUUCUUGUAGUGCUGAUUUCUCUAUUAAAUUUUGGAGUUAAUAAAUUGAAAAUAAUUAGUAAUGGAUUUGCUUUUAAACAAUCAGGGAGCAUAGAAAUAUUGUAUGGGGAAUAUCAAUAAAUCAAUAGGGUAGUUAAGUGAUUUCUUGUGGUGAAGAUAAAUAAAUUUUAGUUAUGGAAUAAAACUAAAAGCCAUCUUCUAAUUGGUUUGUAAAAUAAUUAAUUUAAGUUAACUAAUCAGGAUUUAGAUUGUGCUAUAUUAAUAAUAACAUAUUUGUUUUCUAACCAGAAUCAUCUGCAAACUUAAAUAUUUAUACUCAAAACAAAAAUCAGGAAUAUAUCUUAACAAAAAAUAUUUAAGUUUUAGGUGAAGCUUAAUUUUGUUAUCCAUAUUUUCAUUCAAUAUAUAAUUAUGAAAAAUAAAUUCUUAUAAAUAAAAAUGGUUAUUUUUUGAAUAUCAUAAAAUUCAAUAAUAAUAUCAAAGAAUCCUAAAAAUUCACCUAAUAUCACAAUGAUGAUUUAGAUAUAUAUGCCUAAACUGUUUAGGUUAUCAAUUUUGAGGAUAAUUAUAUUUUUGGAACUUUAAGUAAUGAUGGUUAGUACUUAAUAACAUGGAAUAAGUUAUCUAAAGAGUUAUAAGUAAGCAAAUACUAAGAAAAUUUUUGA